AUCUUGUAUUCUGAGACGUAUUAUAUAAAUGAAAUGUCAUACACACGAGUGCGCAUUUGAAUAGCGAGCAAACGAAUCGCAGCCAACAGUUGUUGAAUGAAAAAUUGUUUGCAUUUUCCACCGUCACUGGAAUUUGCUUUACGCUUUUAUUUACUACGUAAGCAGUGGCACCAUGAAUAGAUUUCAUUGAAUGGUUUGCCGAUACGACGAUUCGAUUCAGUUCGAGCGAGCACACACAGUGUCGCAGUGCGUUAUCGAAAGCUGUUCGAAAACGUCGAUCACAUCGUGCGCUUCCUUUCUCGUGGCUGGCACAGAUUAGCAGCACGCCGGCGGCUUUGAUCUGGCAUCAAAACGGGCUCUGCUGUGGUGUGAGAAACACGAGUAAACAAAAACAAACGAUAUCCGAAACACGCCAAUGGUAGCGAUGGAUGCACAUGUUUGCUUCGCGGCGUGCGGUUACGGCCGAUAGUUCACGCGAAGGUCCGCGAUAUUCCUCGCCAGUGGCAAUCGUGAGUCAUUCAUUAAUCGUCCGCCCGCAAUACGGCGUUCAACUUUCCCAAACCCGAGACUGCUGAUACACACGCCGGCGGACAUUGUAAGUACACAAUAAACUCUGCCUCCGAGCGCAGUUGGUUAUUGUUAAAUUAAUCUCGUUCGGCGAUUUAACAAGUUAAGACGGACAUCGUAAGCGUACAGAAGUCAUAAGUGCUUGAUUUGGUUACAUCGCCGUUCGAAUAACACCGAUAUGGAUUCUUUACCAUCGCCUUCGUCCGGCGGCGACGCGGCAGCAGGAACUGCUGGCAAAUGUACAUGCGAUACGAUUGAGAGCGAUUGUAGCCUGACCGAAUCGCCAGCAUCGGGCAAUAACUGUUGCAACGGUGCGAAGGAAGGCAAAGAAAAGAAGAAGUUGUCGCUCACGUCGCUAGGUUUCAAUCUGCGGCGAGGACGAUCGCUUCAGUUUAAAACAAAGCGAACGAAGAAAACCACACAUUGCGCGAAUGGUACUACUUCGUCGACACCAUCGGCGUCAGAAUCAGGUACAUCAUCGACGACGCCGACAACUUCGGGCAGUGGCGGCGGUAUGCUUAAGAAAUCACCAAAAUGGCCUUUGAAGUUUAGUUGCACUAAACGUGACCGUGAAAGAGAGCGUGAGCGUGAAGCGAAGAACGUAGCCACGGCGCCUGAUGCACCAAGUUGCUGCAGAUGUAUGUGUUAUAGACGCACAGAGGAGCAUCAUUUAGGCGCUGGUGUUGUCUUUGAUAGUGAAGAUAAAACUGCAAAAGUUUCAAAUGUAUCUAAUGAGAGCGAUGAUGUAGAAGCAGGUGGACGGCGAUGGAUUAUUGAAGACUAUGGUAAUGAGGAAUCACCUCCACAACAGGAUAUACAGCCUAUCAUACGCGAAGUACCUGUCAACGCAAAUAGUAUUUAUGGGCACAAUAGGGCGCCGAUUUUAGUAGGACCUAUGCAAAUUCCAAUAGAUGUUAAUUGGAUGCGAACCAAUCACGAAGACUGUGAUGAAGCCGCUCGCCGGCAACGUGCUAAGGAAAUGGAACAGGGUGUUGAUCCACCAGCCAACUUCCGUUCUACGCGGCGCGUGCAACUGCUCUGUUCAGAUAUGGAAUCUACCGAGGAAGGUGUCACUCCACGACGUCUUCAGCUCGUUUGCCCCUCCGAUCUCUCUGUUGAUUCCCUUCGGGCGUUGUUCCAGAAUCACGUUAUGUUACGUUCUUGUCCACUUGAUGUUGCACCUGGUUGUCAUACACAAGUAGAUUUCAUUCACUGCCUCGUCCCCGAUUUGCUGAGUAUCACAAACUGCAGUUUUUACUGGGGAAAAAUGGAUCGUUAUGAAGCAGAACGUCUUCUGGAUGGUAAACCGGAGGGAACAUUUUUACUACGAGAUUCCGCUCAAGAAGAAUUUCUAUUCAGUGUCUCCUUCAGAAAGUACGGCCGAUCACUGCAUGCGCGAAUUGAGCAGUGGAAUCACAUGUUCAGUUUCGAUUCGCAUGACCCUGGAGUUUAUACAUCUGACACUGUCUGCGGUCUUAUCGAGCACUAUAAAGAUCCUAGUAGUUGCAUGUUUUUUGAGCCGAUGUUGACAUGGCCACUGCAUAGAAAAACGGUAUUUUCGCUGCAACAUCUGUGUCGAGCAGUCAUCACGAAUAGCAUGACAUAUGACAACGUGAACAAGUUGCAGUUGCCCAAGACGCUCAAGAGCUAUCUAAAAGAGUACCACUACAGACAGAAAGUGCGCGUCGAGCGCUUCGACGACGACGUACAAUGGCUCGAUCUUCUUAACGUUCAACUGCCUUAGUUUCUCUCAAAGUGCAAUUUUUAUUGAAACUGGCCUUUUUUCGUGUUUAUAGUGGAAUUCCAACAAGUUAGCGAACGUGUUAACUCGCUUGUAUUAUUUUGUAAAUAAUAAUUUUAAACUUUAUUUUUAUCAAAUGUUAGUUAAGAUUGCUUAAAUCAGAGAUGCAAACACUGCUUAUUGAUUUUAUCUAUGCUCGGUAACUGCCGAUGUUGAAUGAAGUGUGGAUGUUAUUGCAAUGGAAAUUGCAUACCACGAGGACGUUUGCACAUCAAACGUUUCCUCCGUUCUGUGAUGUGUUGUAUAAUAUUUUUGCGUUAGAACUCUGAUUUUAUUUAAAAUAUAAAAGUAUUAUUAACAAAUUACAUAUAAAAUAUGAUAUUUACAAAAAUAUAUAAAUAUUUAACGAUGA
Molecule: messenger RNA, 2720 nt
Organism: Dalotia coriaria
Lineage: Eukaryota; Metazoa; Arthropoda; Insecta; Coleoptera; Staphylinidae
Gene: Socs36E
Product: Suppressor of cytokine signaling at 36E
Exons: 3
Coding region: 746-2311 (521 amino acids)
Biological process (GO): phosphatidylinositol phosphate biosynthetic process; intracellular signal transduction
Cellular component (GO): phosphatidylinositol 3-kinase complex
Molecular function (GO): 1-phosphatidylinositol-3-kinase regulator activity
Source: RefSeq, a predicted model, not a curated record